Molecule: messenger RNA, 5759 nt
Organism: Corythoichthys intestinalis (scribbled pipefish)
Lineage: Eukaryota; Metazoa; Chordata; Actinopteri; Syngnathiformes; Syngnathidae
Exons: 7
Coding region: 162-1310 (382 amino acids)
Biological process (GO): cytokine-mediated signaling pathway
Cellular component (GO): plasma membrane
Molecular function (GO): cytokine receptor activity
Source: RefSeq, a predicted model, not a curated record
ACAGGAAGUCCAGGAAGGAAGCCGACCAGUCGUUGCCACCGAGAGUCGACAUUUACUCCAGGCAAACGAGAUACUGUAGCGUUAAUGGAGGCUUGCUGUCUUUAACUUUAGCUUCAGCUUAGGUAGUAUUGAGAAAAGCCGUCUGUGGUCACAAAGCGGCCAUGGAGUGGACAUGUUGGAAGCCACUUUUCGUCAUUCUGUCCGUUUUAGCAGUCACGUUGGCCCGAGUGGCACCCCCAAGCAAUGUGAUUCUGCACUGCGGGAAUCUGAUCAACAAGCUGUCGUGGGGCUACGACCACCAGCCCACAGGACUCCGGUUCCGGGUGGAUAUUGGCAGAAUGUUCUCUUCUGAUAAGAUUCCCCCGCUGUGGGUGGACCUGCCCGACCUCCAGGCGAACGUGUCCUUUCUGUCGAACCAGAUGGAUGACUACUUCCUGUCUGUGACUGCCGUCCUCGACAAUGAAGAGUCUGAGCCCGCUCCCGCUGACGGCAUCUCCUUCAGCUACGACGUGAACUCUCCUGCCCAACAGAAAUGUUCUUUAGACCUUCCACCUGUGACCAUGUUUGAACAGCAGGACCACUUUCUGCUUCUCAACUUCCAGCAUCCGUGGCUGAUAUACCAACAUGGCCUUCCUCGCCGCUUGGACUCCAGACGCAAGAGGAAGAGGAGACACGAGCAGCCGGACAACCAUCUGCCAAUCUUCAAAUAUGACGUCACCCUCGAUGAGAAGGAGUUUGCCAACCUCCACUGCAUUGAGGAAGUGUGCCAAGACAAGCUGCCCGUGCCGGGCGGUCCGCAGCAACACUGCGCCACCAUCAGGGGAGUACUGGAGAAGAUCAGCGUUUACGGCACGCAAGACUACUGCGCUCUGCCUAUGCAGGAAAACAAAAGUAUAGUCAUCCCUGUGGUGGUGUCACUGCUGCUCGUGGCUGCAAUCUCCACCGUCCUCAUUAUGAUCUGCUGGAAAAAGGCCAGACCCUCGUCCGAGCUGCCGGCCUCUCUGCGCUUUGACGGAAUCAAAGAGGAGACUAGUCCGGAGCCAGAGCCUAUGAGGGCUUCCAGAUCAACUACCCCGCUGCUGGUGACAGCGGAGUCCGAGUCUGAACCGUCCGGCGAGCCCGAACCGUCCGGCGAACCCGAACCGUCCAGUGAGAAUGAUGCGUAUGACAUAGAAGAGGAAGAUCAACAGGCAUAUUUGGACGGAGAGCAAAUAGAGGAAGAUGAGGAAAUUUCAAAUGACCACGCCUACGAAAGACGCAACAUUGUGGCGAGGCUGUCGCUUGACGAGGAUGCAGAAGGCUACCGUUGACGGUUUGACUUUUCAUAACUGUCUUUGGAAGAUAAGCACCUUAGCGCAAUAUCUAUUAGAAACAUUAAAAGGUCAACAGUGCUUGAAUCCCCUCAAUAGAAACCCUUAUGACAGCAUUAGCUUGGAAAGGUGACACGAAGUGAAGAUUUGCGCUCCACUGUAUCGCUAAGCUCUCUUUAAGUUCUCAAACUCCUAAACCAAGUAUUUCUAAAGACUACCUAAUCAAUUUUACACACAUUUAAGCAGUUAAAAUUGCAAAUGAAUAAUGUAGGGCUGCAGCUAUCGAUGAUUUUAGUAGUCAAUUAAUUGAAGAACAACAUAGUUCGAAUAAUCGAGUAAUCGGAAAAGGAACAUAAAAAAUUAAAAUACCUGAGCUGAGCCUCAAACGGUAUAAAAAAAUAAAUAAAUGAGGAUCUAUGUACAACAAAAGAACAAUUGGCUAACUUACAUAGUAAAAGUCCGAUAGCUUAAAUACUAUAAAAUGCUAGCGUUUUUGUUUUUUACCAUGCUCUUAACAAAUGGUUCGAACACCUAUGCCCACAAAAAAAUGGCUAAAUAUACCUAUAAACUAAAUUAAAAAAAAACAUUAGCGCAAACAAAAACUUAGCUUAUGUUGGUCUUAACAGGGAGCAGCUGGAUUCAGCCAUGUGAAAUGAGGCGGACUAGAGGGCAGUGUAUUCAACCAAAUCAAUACAACUAAAUGCAAACACUUUCAAAACAAACCAUUACAACGCCACUUUAAUUAAACGAAUACUCGAAGCAGCAAAAUUUAAUUCGAAUAUUUUUUUUCUAAUCGAAUGCUCGAGUUAAUCGAUUAAUCGUUGCAGCACUAGAAUAAUGUAAAAUACAACAACAACAAAAAAACCUGGUUGUCAAACAUUUAUUUCAUUGAAUUAUAUUGCAAAACAAGCGAAUUUUAACAAGCAGACUACAGGCUGAAGACUUUGCGUGCAUGCCCUCUUCUGGCUUACUUGUAACCCAAAGGCGCUGUGCGCACAUAGGAUUUGUGUAUAGUUGUGAGUUAGUAGGCCAGUUGAGGGCCUGCUGUCUAGCUCGUAACCUAGAGGCAAAGCAGGCACCAAUAAGUCUGUAAUUAAUUUAAAAAAAAACAUCCGGCUACAAGGUUUGAUAGAUGCUAAACAGCUGCAAAUUUCGAUUUGUUCAUGAAUGACGGAGGAGUAGGAUUACAUACAUUGCCAAUGGGUUUUCCCAUUGGCACUGUAUCAAAUACUUGUUCUCCCCACUGUAGUUAGCGUCCACAAGAACAACAACCCGAGUGGCGACUUGACAGGUCGUCAGCCUGUAAGAGUUAAACACUAGAAGAUAAAGUGUAGUAAAGAUUCAAAAGGACAUCUAUUGCUGUUAGUCGCAAUAAUGACUUUUUUUUUUUUUUUUUUUUAAAUUAGUUUGAUGAAUAAAUGUAAUUAUGUAUAUAUUUUUAAUACUUUUUUUACUUUGUUUUGUAAUUUGCUCUGAAAUGAGCAUUGCCCAUGUAAUUAUGUAUCGUUAACCUUUCCAAUUGUGGAAGCAGCACUUUGUUCAGUACACCAUUAACAUGAACCAAGGGCGUAGGUUUGAUCUCAAUAUUGGUAGGGCUGAUAUUAGAGGUGUGCAAAAUUUCCGAUUCUUAGAUUAUUCGCGAUUCGGCCGUGGAAGAUUUGAGAACGAUUCACAAACAUCCAAAUUCCGAUUAUUGAAAUAUGCCAAGUAAAGCGGAAGUACAACACACAGCGCGCCGCGCGGUCAAUGAGCAACGGAGCGAGAGUAGCUAAACAUCAUGCUUCUCAUUACCCGGCCCCUCGGGAAAUGCCAAUGCUCAACUCACGACUCUAGCUCAACUCAUGCCACGAGAUAAAAAAACACAACAACAUACCUGACUGCUGCUGAAAAGCUGCUACAGAAGUACGUCAUCCACAUAAUGUUAAGGUAGACAUCAUUUAUAUAGGACUAGAUGCACUACGGUAGCGGUAGCAUUACCAGCACAUCUACAAAAAGCUAGAUGCGGAUGUAGUAAACGGCCGCCAUCUUAAAGCAGUACACUUCCCUGCAAGGCUGUUGUAGCGAACCUUCCAAGCAAACCUAAUUAACUUUUUAUCUAAAAUACUCCUAAAUCGGUAAAAUAUUGACUUGAAUCUAUCUUUAAAAUAGUUUUAAAACUUUCACAUGUCGAAAGUAGACAAAAGGGAAAUUAUGGAUUAACGGGAGCAAUUUUAACAACUUUAACGGUUGAUUCACAACAUUAAAUUAAUUGAAUGUAGUUUAAAGCUGCUGAUACAGAAUGGGGACUGGAGUUUUUUUAUUUACUGUUAAUUUUGUAUAUUUGUUUACUGCUAUAUGUUAACUUGAUACUGAAAUAGUAGUUUGGUUUAGCCUGAGAGUAUUUUUGAACAAUUUUGGAACUAAUAUACAAAACAUAAAAAAAAAAAAAAUUAAAAAAAAAAAAAAAGGAGGGGGGUGCAUCAAUAAUCGUUUUAGAAUCGAAUCGGAGCAUAUGAAUCGUAAUCGAAUCGUUAGGUGCCCAAAGAUUCCCAGCUCUAGUUGAUAUAAUAGCACCACCUGCAUGUAUACUUUUUGCUAAAAUAAGACCAAACACACUGUGUAAACGGCGGUCAGGGCUACAUUUCUCACCAAUAAGAACCUAAUUAAUUGAUAGGCUAAAUGAUUAAUGCAAAAUAAAUCUGUAUUGAUUUAUACUAACUUUCACACUGCAAAUUUACAUGAUAACAUCUUAAUCUGAUAAUUUUUCGUGAAUCUAGUCGAAUAAUUUUCUUCAUUGUGUUUUGAGUUUUAAAGGCUAGUUAACAGAUUAAUGUGUCAGAUUCUUCCGAUUACUUUUAGUAAAUAUUACCAUUUGUUCUUAAGACCAAAAAUCUUUCACCAAAUCAAGAAAAAAAUGCUUUCAAAUAAUGUUUUGAAAAAUAUUUAUGCUUGAAUUAAGAACAUUUCUGACAGUUUUUUUUUUUUUUAAAGUAAAUAUAGAAGCUUUUUGCUUAAAAGAAGUCUUAUUUUCAGCUAGGUAUUUUUCUUAUUUCAAGAAAUCUGAGUAAAAUUUACUUGAAGCACUGACAGAUAAUUUCAAUUAUUUUUAGUAUAUUUACACUGAAAACAAGGGAAUUUUAAGUUUCUUCAGUUUUAAGGAGAUCGGUUUUUGAAGUGCAUAUGUAUAGGUUCAGGUGAUACACGGUUUGAUUCAAACCUUUGUUUUCAAAAACUACUAAAGAAACAUUUUGAAAACUUCCAGAAUGAAUGUCUGGAUUUUAUUUGCAAAAUUAGAUUGCAAUAGCUGUGUAUUAAAAUGCAAAGAAAUACAAAAUUGUGAAUCAUCUCUUCACUAUCCAGGAAUGUAAAAAAAUUAACAUCUGUCUUAAUACGACUCAGAAUUCUCUUUCUAAAUAAAUUAAAUGUAACAAAAAAAAAAAAAAAAAAACGUUUUAGUUAGGGAAUAACAAAAAUAAAUAAAAAUGGAGCCUUCCUUUAGGAAAAACACUACUUUUGUCCACAAGCACAGCCAAACUCAACAAAAAAUGAAAGCUCCUUUGGGCUGCUUCAAGACCACAUAAGCAAAUCAUCAGCCAAUCAAACGUGCGUCUAAGGGGAAAAAACAUGGACUGGCUCAUUCAGCAAAUGAUAAGGUGGUAAAUGUAAGUCUGAAAAUAAUUCACUUAAUAAUGGUAGAGUCAAUUCUAUCGAUACAACAUAUAGGAAGACAAUCUAAAUGACCUAUAUAACUGAACAUAUUAUAUAAUGCAAAUAAGGUUGCUUAAAAGUUGAUGGGGACAAUUUGAGCAUCCUGAAAAGUUGCUAGUGUUUUGUCCCUACCGUCCCUAUGCAAACCUACACCCUUGACAUGAACACAACACCACCUGCAGCAUCCCGCCAACUCCAAUCAGUGUGUGUUUUGCGUCCUAUUUGAUUUUGUUGGCCAGUCAGGAACAAGUUUUUUAACACAACAGCACUGAAGUUGCUAAGGGGAAUCUACUCUGCGCUUGCGUUUUCUUUGAUUUAACUUUAACUUGACUUUCACUAAAACUUUUUGCUUAAAUGGUCAAGGUUGAUACUUGUUGCUGUUAAGAAUGUCACUUGCACUUUGAUAAUGCCACCGAGGACUGACUUCACUUAAGCUAAAAUUUUGUUUCAGAUUGGGGGAACAAAGGGAGAUGUCCAAAAUUGGCAUGAAUCAAUGGAUUAUUAUUAUUAUUAUUAUUUUUAAAUAUUGUCAGUUUGUCAAUGUUUAAAUGAUGAGGAUUUUGGGUUCUGGGAAUAGUUUUUACACUUCUGUGACAGGCUAAGUGAAGCGCUUUGUUUAUUGUUACAUACUUAUGCUUUUUCAAUUUUAAUGUGCCAAAACUGAAGUUGUCGAUGAAUCUACAGCAGUAUCUGUGCUUGCUACUGUUUUUUCCUGUCUUGUGUAUGAUUCAUGGACUGAAUAAAGACAAUAUUCAACCAUUA